CCCCCCCCGCACGCAGCCCCGCGCACGCGCACGCGUGCCUCCACGGCCGGGUCGCGGCUGGAGUGAGGAAGCGCGCUGUGGAGCAGCGGAGCUACGGCGCUGCUUCCACAGCUGCUGAGGAGGGGAGCAUGUCUGCAACUCGAGCCAAGAAAGUGAAGAUGGCCACCAAAUCGUGCCCCGAGUGCGACCAACAGAUUCCUGUUGCAUGUAAAUCAUGUCCCUGUGGUUACAUAUUUAUUAGCAGAAAACUACUGAAUGCAAAACAUUCAGAGAAAUCACCAUCUUCUACAGAAAACAAGCAUGAGGCCAAGAGGAGGCGAACAGAGAGAGUUAGGAGAGAGAAGAUAAAUUCUACAGUAAAUAAGGAUUUAGAAAACAGAAAGAGAUCUCGAAGUAACAGCCAUUCAGAUCAUAUCAGACGAGGAAGAGGAAGACCUAAAAGUACAUCUGCCAAAAAACAUGAGGAAGAAAGAGAUUGUUCCUGGUACAAAGAAAAGCAACUGAUCCAGAAGUGGUGGCCCACAUCUGGAAUCCAACACUUUGGAGCCCAACCCACCAGGAAGAUCCCUGCCAAUCCACAGCUCUCCUCGUGCUCUGGCUUCCCGGGGCUAUCGGGUGUCCAGAGAGAAGGCACAGGUCUGACAGCUCUCAUCAGGGCCUUCACCCUGGCCAGAGACAAGCAGAUUAACAUCGAUGCUGACUCCAAGUAUGCCUACAGCAGCAUCCACUCCAACACACUGGUCUGGAGACCUGGGAUUCUUAAUCCAGUGCCAAUGCCACUCGUACAGAAACUCCCAGAGGCAGUAUUGCUGCCCACCAUCCCAGUCGCAAUGGUACUCUGCAGGGGAUAUCAAAAAUAGACACUGUAUCUCCCUGGCUGAUAAACGGUGGCUAACCUGGCCAGGGAAGCUGCACUCAUCCACCAGGACCUGGAGAGACAGAAAGCUAAUCCCCACACCCUAUAAUGGUAAUACAUACGUUAAACCUCAAGCUCCCUGCCCCCAACACACCUGAGGUUCUUACCUACACACUCCCUAUUCUACCUGCUAAUCAGACUCUCACAUUCUUCAAACAAUACCCAGUCUGGCCCAGGCAGGAAGAGAAGGUUUUCCUUCUAUAGCUCUCCCAGACCUGAGACUUCUGUUUGUGAACUAACCUUAGGCCAUCACCUUCCCCACUCACCAGACGAGCAGCUGGCAGAAGCCCUCAGGUUGGCUUGACACAUAUUUCUCUGGAAAAGGGACACAAAUAUCUCUUGGUUCUAAUCGAUACUUUCUCAGGGUGGGUGGAGGUUUUUUCCUAUUGCCAACAAAAGAGCCUCCACCAUUACCCAGCUCCCUCUCUCUGCAAUUAUUCUCCUUUUUGGCAGGGGAAUUCCCCUUUUGGCUUCUCAACCUCUAUUCAGUCCAGCGAGUUCUCUUCAGUUAUCUGCAACACCUCAUUUCUUUUCUUAACAUACACUGGAAGUUCCAGGUCCCUUAUCGGCCACAGUCCUCUGGAAAGGUGAGAAGAACUAAUUGACCUCUUAAGAAUACUGACCAAACUCUCCCUAGAACUGAAAUUAGACUGGAUAAAGCUUCUUCUAGUCCUUUUGAGAAUCCGCUCCCUCCCCCCAAAUCCACACACCUCAGGCCUUUUGAGGUCAUGUGUUCUCCCUUGGGGCAUUUACCUCCUCCUCCCUCCCCCUGCAGAUACCAUCUCAACUCCUAUCAUUUCUCAGGCAGCCACUAUGGAAAAAGAACAUACUUCCUUUUCCUGGCCUCUUUCCCCACUGAAGAGGGAGACUCAGCCCUCCGGAUAGGAGACCUGAUUUACCUGGUAGAGGCCUAUCGCCCCACCCUGGGCCCCAAAUGGACAGGACCCUACAAAAUUAUUUUCCUGAUCCCUACAAAUGCUAAACUAGAAAACCAUUUAUCCUGGAUACACCUGUCCCAUCUUGAAAGACCUGUCUGCUCAUACAGAGCAGUCCCGACUGUGCCUACAACACUAAAAUAAGAUCCCUUCUGUCCCAGGACAGAACUGGGCCUAUACACUAAAACUCAGCUCCACUCUGUCCCAGAGCAGCCUGAGGGAACUGACCCCAAUGCUUAUUCUGUCCCAUCCUUCCCAAAGGACUUCCAGAAUGACCUUAAUUGGAAGCCACAAGCUGUCACCAUCUGGGACUACCCUCAGAUGUCCUUGAGGACUUGUGGCUCCAGGGAACUUUUAUCCAACACUCCAGACCAAAUCCAGUUUUUCUCCAUCUGCCUAUAUUUCCUUCUCUAAGCCCCGUUCUGUGACGUUCUGAAACCCCUGGACCUUAUCAUUUAGCUACGUUAUGGCUUUUCUUGGUGCUCCUGCUGUCUGUGAUGAUCCCCAUCCAUGACUGGGGUUGUGGGGAGAAGCUCCUGGUAAUCUUUUACCUGAUUAUUGUUUCAUUAGGUGCUACCUGGUGCUGUCCCUACGUCAGAACCCCAUUUUAAUUAUAAAAUCUGUCUUCUCUUACUCUCAAUCCUACCUCUGACCUACCCCUGCAAAACAUGUCUGAAAUCUUUUUUUUUUUUUUUUGGUUUUUAGAGACAGGGUUUCUCUGUGUAGCUUUGCGCCUUUCCUGGAACUCACUUGGUAGUCCAGGCUGGCCUCGAACUCACAGAGAUCCGCCUGGCUCUGCCUCCCGAGUGCUGGGAUUAAAGGCGUGCGCCACCACCGCCCGGCCUUAUGUCUGAAAUCUUAAAGGAGAGGUCACCCUGUUCCAGAAUCCUGGGUAACAACACUGGGACCAGGGAGGAAACUACAGCUUUUCUGUGGCUCUCAAUAAGACAGCCUGCAUGCAGGAAGCCCAUUUAGUGUCUUUUCAGAUGGUGCAUGACUUCUUGGCAAUGACAACCUAAUUGUCCCAGUCCUGUCAUGACCCUCAUUGAUGGGAACAAGCCACAUUGUAGCUCUGUGCCCUAGGGCCACAGUCCUGCUGUUGGUGACUGUAGGCACACCUGCUAGUCCUUUCUGCAGGACUGACCUUGUUCCAAUAUGUCUCCCCGAGUACCUGGCAGGGCCCUACCCCCCAAUGAUCACAUCACAUCAGUAGCUAGAACCCCCUGGACAUCUAGCUGGACACAGACUAGAAAAAAAAAUCAAGAAAUAAUAUAAUCAAGUUAAAAAAAAAAACCUUACAAACUGGACAAAGUGGGAUUUUGGCCUCAGUUGGGUAGCUAACGGCCUGGAGGUGAGAGCUGUCAGCCUUCCUGCUCCCAUCCGUUCCUCGGAUACACGUGGAGUCCCAGCUCCUCCCUCCUGUGCCAGCAGAUCUCAUUCCUUUGAUCCCAAGUCUUCCCUCCUUAAAAUGCUUGCCUCAGAAACAGCAGCCAUGAAAUGCUCUCUAAAAUUCAACCUGACCUAGGAAAAGACUGUUGGAUUUGUCCAAGAACAAGACAAGUUACACAGGCUUAGCUCAGAUCCCUUUAGCUACCAACUCCACAUCCAUGACCUGCCUCUGUGCCCUGCCUGUACAAAGUGUGGGCACAGCUGUCUGUGGGGCCUCCUCCCAACUGCACCAGGUUAAUUUCCAACUCAAAAGCCCCCGAUGGCACCUGUUUCACGUGCCCCAAUGACUUCUUCUCAUGUUCCUCUGUCAGUUCCUGCCUGGUUGUAUACUGAGUUCAAUCUUACAGUCAUUCCUAAAAUAAAUGACCACUCCACCCCUGUCUGAACCAAAAGGAACAGUGUAUUACUUCCACUCUUAUGAGGAGUCAUCACAGCAGGGGCUGUGGGCCUGGGGAGACCAGACGCUGGACUCUAACACGUACAAGAUCGCCAACUCACCCAACGAGGAGAUCUGAUGACACUGGUACAGGGCAACUCUGAAAAGCUCCCGACUCAGUGGGACUCCCUGGCAGCAAUGGCAUUACAAAAUGGAUGGGGAUUAGAUCUUGUUUGGCAGAGAAGGGAGGGAACUGUCCUAUGUUAGGGGAGGAAUGUUGCUUCUACCUGAACUUACCAGGUAUCUAAGGGAGAAUGCCAGACAGCUAAAAGAAUAGACUCAUGGGCCACAUACACCCCCACCAGGCUUGAGAAGUUUCUGGAGGCACUUGGGGAACAGGGAUUGUAAAGGCUAAAGUUAUAUUUUAAGUUUAAAUUAAUGUGAUUAAGAGAUCUAUACAACAAAAAUGCCUCCAACCUAGAAGCCCUACUUGUCCAAGAACAGAUGACUUCUUGGAAUGUGGGGGGCUGUUGUUCAUGUAAACAAGCCAUGUGUUUUCAUUUCUGUAAACAAGCUUGGUUGGCCCAAUUGCACAAGAUGUGCUUGGUCACACAUUGGUGGGAGGUAUGUAGGCAUGAAGUUAAGUCAGGAUGUAUGUUUGCCCCUGACUGGAUGAAGGCAAGAAGUGUAUAGUCUUAUAGGCUUUGCCUUUAUAAGAACCUAAGAUAAUUUGUGGCCAUUCUCUGGAAAUCUUGGGUAUGGACCUGGCCAGUGUCCAUCAUCCUGGCCGUUUAAUAAAGCUUGCUUCGAAUUUGGCUCAAAAA
Messenger RNA from Peromyscus californicus insignis, 4500 nucleotides. RefSeq names its product chromosome unknown C16orf87 homolog (gene Hdip1). NCBI's taxonomy places the organism in Eukaryota, Metazoa, Chordata, Mammalia, Rodentia, Cricetidae. The transcript is spliced from 6 exons. The record is from RefSeq and is a predicted model, not a curated record. Bases 129 to 860 code for a protein of 243 amino acids.